GACACGCCCCUCUUUUUCUCUCCUUCUUUCUCUCUCUGUCUCUCUCUGUUUUUCAUGUUAGCAUGAACUGAACAAACCCAGGACCUCAAGGAGAGAGACAAAAAAACGGGAAAGCAAGGUUUGGAGAAGAAGAGCAUUUCAACAGUAUGGGCUCUGGCCAGAGCAGCGACAAGCUCCACUGUAACCGCUAUCUGAACGGACAGGGCCCUCCAUCACUGGCACAGCAAGCUAAUGAAGGUAUGAAUGGAAUGUACAGUGUACGAAAUAGCUGCCAGCCACAAGGCCAGAUGACCUUUGUGGUCCUCCGCAGAGACCUGCCUGGAUUCCCCAAUGACAACACCCUACAGAUCAACUACAUAUUCCCAGAUGGAAUACAGACAGGGAAACACCCCCACCCUGGCCAGCCUUAUCCGGGGCUGCGCCUCUGUGCUUACCUACCUGACAGCCGUGAGGGCAGGAAGGUUCUCAAGCUGCUGGAUAAGGCCUUUAACCAGCAACUCCUGUUUGCUGUUGCCACCAGUAAAGAUGGAAGGGACUUGGUCACACCUUCCAUCCCCCUAAAAACACAACCUGAUGGAGGGAGCAGAGAUGAUAGCUACCCAGACUCGGACUACUUGAAGACUGUGAGACAGCUACUGAAGGAUAAAGGCAUCGAAUAACACACGACACACUGUUGGAUGGACAGAUGAAGAUGGCUGCUAAACGACAGUUAAUUUCUGAAUAGCCAGAAAACCUGUGCCAUGCAUAAUUAGAAAACGUCUAUAACGUUUAUAAAGAAUCAUCUAAUGGUUGUUGUUGUUAGCGAGUAGUCUUGCGUGAAUUCUGUGUAUAUUUACACUACUGCAGUUCUUAGAUUUGAAAUAUACAGAACUGUGCAAACAUUUUAGGCACUUUAGAUGUUUAGAUUCUUAUCCAUCAUUCAGUACCAUCACAGAGAAAUCCAAUAGGUACCAGAUUCAUUCUGCAGCAGGAGACAGCAACCCUAAACAUACAGGCAUAUCCAUAAAAAAGGAAAGAAAUGAGGAGUCCUGCAACAGAUGGUGUGGCCCCCACUAAGACCUGAUCUCAAGGUCAUGGUGUCAGUCUGAGAUUAUAUGAAGAGACAGAAGCAGUUGAAACAGUGUAAAUCCCCAGAACUGCAGAAAGUUCUCCAAGAUACAACCUACUUGCCAAAUACCUUGAAAACUUUGUGAAAAUGUACCUAGGAGAAUUUGUUCUGUUUUAUAGACAAAGGAUGGUCACGCCAAAUAUUGAUUUGAUUCAGGUGUUUUCUGUUUACUGCAAUUUGUGUGAUGUUAACUGAUUAAUAAAAAUUUGAAUUUCAUGAUUUUUGAAAGCAUCUUCACUUAUAGAACAUAGUGUUUGUCUUUGUUCACAAGCUGCGAAAACAUCAGCAUUUGUUUUUUAUUAUGUAUGUAUUAAAAUGUAUUCAUUACAACUUUUGGUGGUGUUUUAUGUGCCACAACAUUCUCACGUGAAGCAAUAUAUAACAAUAAGUUAUGUUCCCUAAAGUCACAGAAAUUUUGUAAUGUCUUGAUCACUGAAUGUUUUUUUGUUCACAGAUCAAAAUCAUAAAAUGUUCAUUUUAUGAAAUAAAAUUUUUUUUGUAACAUCUAG
Toxotes jaculatrix (banded archerfish) is the source of this 1617-nucleotide messenger RNA. It is a transcript of the gene dtx3la, whose product is annotated as deltex E3 ubiquitin ligase 3L1. The coding region runs from base 147 to 659 and encodes 170 amino acids. The transcript has 5 exons. NCBI's taxonomy places the organism in Eukaryota, Metazoa, Chordata, Actinopteri, Toxotidae. The record is from RefSeq and is a predicted model, not a curated record. Gene Ontology annotation, biological process: Notch signaling pathway; protein ubiquitination.